Messenger RNA from Lactuca sativa (garden lettuce), 862 nucleotides. RefSeq lists its product as uncharacterized. Lineage: Eukaryota; Viridiplantae; Streptophyta; Magnoliopsida; Asterales; Asteraceae. The record is from RefSeq and is a predicted model, not a curated record.
AACAUCAAAAAUCCUAAACCCACAAAAGCCCUAAUCCUUCAAGAGGCAGGAGUGUUUGCCCAACAAAAACCCUAGGACCUCUGCCAGAAUCCAUCUACUACUCUCAUCUUGAUUAUACCUUCAAUCACGCCGCAAUGGAGACGGAGAGACUAUCCUAUGGUGGCGGCGGUGCUCAUGUGGCGGAAGCCUUCAGUUUGAUGGUUCAGACGGUUUUGGUUGCUGAGAAAUCCAUUUGUUGGCUUCUGUUUCUGAUCGGAUCGAUACCCAACAAUGAUGAUGCUCUCUCAAACUUGCUUGAUGCAGAGAAGAGAUUUCCUUUAAGUGAUCUUAACAAAGUUGCAAGCCCUGAUGCUGAAUGCAAGGACGCCAGUGAAACAGAGGAUGAUAGUGACGAUGAUGAAGAUGCUGCUGUUGGUGAAGACAGUGAUAAUGAUGCUGAAGAUUCAUCUGGAGAAGACAAUGACGAUGAAGAAGCAGAUCCCGACAGUGAUUCAGAUGCGAAUGAUGAUGGAGAAGAUGAUGAUGAUGACGAUGAUGAUGAAGACGACGAUGAUGAUGAUGAAGAUGAUGAUGAUGAAGAUGAGGAAGAAGAUGAAGAGGAAGAGAACCAACCACCCUUUAAGAAGAAAAAGUAGGAAAACAGUAUCGAUUCCAUUUGUCCAUUUGUGCUAUUAUUAUUAUUAUUAUUAUUUAAGGGGCUUGAGGUUUAGACUUUAGAAAAGGACACAUCAUUUGUUUUGCGUUCUAAUUUUGUUUCCCCCUCAAGCACACAAGCAGUAGUAAAUCAGACAUGUAGCUAUUUCUACAUGGAUGUAGAAUCCAUUUGGUAUUGAGAGUAUGUAGGAUUUGUGUUCAUGGUUAA